AUGAUUAUGAAUCCGUGCUUCCGAGAACGGUCUCAAAAGCGGACGAAAAAGCGGCCGAAACCGCGAACCAAGUCUCGGAGCACAAUGUACCUGUCUAGGGUUGGUGAUUCAUCACCCGCAAUGUCACGGAGUCUACCAUCUGUCGCAUUACCGAUGCACUAUUUGCAUCACAAAUUGGCAGAGAGCAUCUGCUUUAUCACGGCUACCAUCGACUCAUUAGAAGACUUGGUAGCAUGUAGCUCGAUGAACUCGGUGAACAAUACACACGACAUGAAUACAGUAUCCUCAUCGUCUUCCUCAUCGGCACCGCUCUUCGUGGCACUCUACGAUUUCCAUGGAGUCGGUGAAGAGCAGCUUUCAUUGAGAAAGGGUGAUCAGGUGCGAAUUCUGGGAUACAACAAAAACAAUGAGUGGUGUGAAGCGCGGCUAUAUUCGACAAGGAAAAACGACGCGAGCAGUCAACGACGUCUAGGAGAGAUUGGAUGGGUUCCAAGCAAUUUCAUAGCUCCAUACAACUCUCUGGAUAAGUACACGUGGUAUCAUGGGAAGAUAUCCAGAAGUGAUUCGGAAGCAGUUCUCGGCAGUGGGAUCACCGGAUCGUUUUUGGUUCGAGAAAGUGAAACCAGUAUUGGACAGUAUACCAUCUCGGUUCGACAUGAUGGUCGGGUGUUUCAUUAUCGGAUAAACGUGGAUAACACGGAAAGGAUGUUCAUCACGCAGGAAGUCAAAUUCCGCACACUUGGCGAGUUGGUGCAUCAUCAUAGUGUUCAUGCCGACGGACUAAUAUGUACUUUGAUGUAUCCGGCGAGUAAGAAGGACAAGACACGGGGACUGUUUUCGUUGUCACCAAAUGCGCCGGAUGAAUGGGAACUGGAUAGAUCGGAAAUCAUCAUGCAUAACAAAUUGGGUGGCGGACAGUAUGGAGAUGUGUACGAGGGCUAUUGGAAGCGACAUGAUUGCACAAUUGCGGUGAAGGCGUUGAAAGAGGAUGCGAUGCCGUUGCAUGAGUUUUUGGCAGAAGCGGCGAUUAUGAAGGAUUUGCAUCAUAAAAAUCUGGUCCGUCUCCUCGGCGUUUGCACCCAUGAAGCUCCAUUCUACAUCAUCACCGAAUUUAUGUGCAAUGGAAAUUUGCUCGAGUACUUAAGAAGAACCGAUAAAACACUUCUUCCACCGAUCAUUCUGGUCAAGAUGGCCAGUCAGAUCGCCUCGGGAAUGUCAUACCUAGAAGCAAGGCAUUUUAUACAUCGGGACUUAGCCGCUAGGAAUUGUCUUGUGUCUGAGCACAACAUUGUGAAGAUUGCUGAUUUCGGGUUAGCUCGAUUUAUGAAAGAAGACACGUAUACUGCACACGCCGGAGCAAAAUUCCCUAUCAAAUGGACAGCUCCAGAAGGCUUGGCAUUCAACACGUUCAGCUCAAAGUCAGAUGUAUGGGCGUUUGGAGUACUACUCUGGGAGAUCGCCACUUAUGGAAUGGCUCCAUAUCCGGGAGUUGAAUUGUCAAACGUUUAUAGUCUACUUGAACACGGGUUCCGAAUGGAUGGACCACAAGGAUGUCCACCGUCGGUGUAUAGGCUCAUGUUGCAAUGCUGGAAUUGGUCACCAUCCGAUCGUCCACGCUUCCGCGAUAUUCAUUAUAACUUGGAGACACUAAUCACAACGAAUUCGUUUGAAGAAGACGUCCAGAAACAAUUGAAAAAGAGCAGUGAGAAGAAAUUGGAGUCAGAACGAAGAAGAUCGUCGCAUGUUAGAGAAAGGAGUGAUUCAAAAACGAGACAUUCUUCACAUCAUGAUAGAGAUCGCGAUCGAGAAUCUCUCCACUCCCGUAAUUCCAACCCAGAGCUCGCUAAUAAGAAUUUCAUGCGGAAUGAUGACGGUGGAAUGUUCUUCAAUCAACCAUCCAGCGGUAGCAAAGUGACAUCGUUCCGCUCCCAAGUACCAUAUCCAGCACCUCCACAACAGAGUGCUAAGCCGAAACUUCUGAAGUCAGUUCUAAGUAGUAAUGCUCGUCACGCAUCGGAGGAGUUUGAUAGGAAUGAACAGGAUGAUAUUGUUCCGUUGGCUGAGAAGAAUGUGAGGAAAGCGGUCACACGCCUAGGUGGAACCAUGCCGAAGGGGCAAAGGAUAGAUGCGUAUUUGGACUCGAUGAGACGAGUGGAUAGUUGGAAAGAAAGCACCGAUGCUGAUAACGAGGGAGCCGGAUCAUCUUCUAUGAGUCGUACAGUGUCCAACGAUUCUCUGGACACACUGCCACUUCCAGACUCCAUGACUUCUAGCACCUACGGAAAAAUGCAUCCGGUAGUUGGAGAAAACGUGUUCUUACGACAAAUUCGUUCUAAACUGAAAAAGCGUGGUGAGACGCCAGAAUUGGAUCAUAUUGAUUCGGAUACUGCUGAUGAAACCAACAAAUCGGACAAAACAUCGCCAUUUGGGUCGCUCAACAAGUCAUCUGUCAAAUAUUCCCUUAAAAAUGGAUCAGAUUUCAACAACAGGCACUCGAGAGCCAGUCCGGUCCCUGUACCAGUACCCCCAUCACGUAACGCGUCGGUCAGUGUCAAAGUUGAAUCCAAAGCUGAAGAUUCGUCAGACGAAACAACAAAAGAUGGCAUGUGGGGUCCCAAGCAUGCGGUGACCCGGAAAAUCGAAAUCGUAAAAGCCGACUCCUACCAAAAUGUAGAAGGCGAACUAAAAGCAAAAAUCCGCAACUUGCGUCAUGUGCCAAAGGAGGAAAAUCACGACGACUCCCCGUUAGAUGCCACAGAUACCACUAACGAUAGUGCAAUUGCGUUGCCACCAAACGAAAAAGCUCGAGUUCGACAGUUGGUAACUCAAAAAGUGUCACCACUCCAACAUCAUCGUCCCUUCUCACUUCAAUGCCCAAAUAACUCUACAAGUUCGGCUCUAUCUCAUUCAGAGCACGCGGAUAGUUCAGAAACGUCGUCUCUUUCUGAGAUACAGGAGGAGAAAAUGAAGUCAGAACUGGCUAGAAAAAGUAAUGGAGAGACCAAAGUGGUGCCAGUCACUUGGAUGAUCAAUGGAGGGGAUAAAGAAAGAGAGUCGAAUAGGAUGUCACGGACGAAGUCGUUACGGGACAUUACCACCAAAUUUGAGCAGCUCGGGACCCCAUCGUCGGCUGUGGAGAGUAAAAUUGAAGAAGCUCCAUAUCGGGAACAUGCUCUUGAAAAGAAAGGUGGAUCCACGAAGAGAUUCUCAAUGAUGGAAGGAAAUGGUGAACUGAAGCAUGUGGUGCCGUCACGCAAGAACCGGAAUCUGGAAGAGUCUGGCUCUAUUGAGGAAGAGCCUGUUAGCAAGGAUAUCAUUGUAUCUCUACUCCGCGUCAUUCAAAAGGAUUUUGUGAAUUUGUCAAAUCUGGCGAGCUCCGAGCUCACUGAUGAGAAACUUCAGCAGUUUGUGAUAAUGGCAGACAAUGUGCAAAAGCUCCAUGGCACGUGCUCCGUCUACGCAGAGCAAAUUUCACCGCAUAGCAAGUUCCGUUUCAAGGAACUCCUAUCUCAAUUAGAGACCUACAAUCGUCAAAUAAAGUUUUCACACAAUCCAAAAGCAAAACCAGUUGAUGGAAAAUUGGUGAUGGCGUUCCAAGACUGUUUCGAUCAAAUCAUGCGUCUUGUGGAUCGAUGA
Molecule: messenger RNA, 3636 nt
Organism: Caenorhabditis briggsae
Lineage: Eukaryota; Metazoa; Nematoda; Chromadorea; Rhabditida; Rhabditidae
Gene: Cbr-abl-1
Product: Protein CBR-ABL-1
Exons: 13
Coding region: 1-3636 (1211 amino acids)
Biological process (GO): protein phosphorylation
Molecular function (GO): ATP binding; protein binding; non-membrane spanning protein tyrosine kinase activity
Source: RefSeq, a predicted model, not a curated record